Messenger RNA from Hyalella azteca, 4120 nucleotides. RefSeq lists its product as uncharacterized. NCBI's taxonomy places the organism in Eukaryota, Metazoa, Arthropoda, Malacostraca, Amphipoda, Hyalellidae. The transcript is spliced from 3 exons. The coding region runs from base 277 to 3996 and encodes 1239 amino acids. Gene Ontology annotation, molecular function: protein binding. The record is from RefSeq and is a predicted model, not a curated record.
UCAGUGGGCUUCUGGAGCUUGAGCUUAACAAGUGGUCGAUGUCUGGAGCAAAACACAACUUUUCUUACACACUAACUAACUGAAUGGCAAUAGUGCAAUACUCUGCUUGCAAAGAUUAGUUGAUUCCAUGAGCCUCUAAGGCUUUUCAAAUGAUUGUCAACUGUUUUUAGAAAUGAAACCUAUCGCCGCACUGAAAAUUCAUCUGCAUCACCGCUUUUAAAAUCUAAGGGAGAAGAGUCAAGCGAUGAAGAUUCCGAAGACGAAGCAGAUUGGAAGAUGAAAAAUGCAGACGUCGUUUUAAGUGCCAAAGAAUUGUUCGCUCAAGAUAAUCAAGAUCUUUGGGAGGUCUGGGACGAAAAGCCAAAGUGGAUAACAGCAAAAGAAUUGAACCAGGAAGAAGUUGAAGAUUUCUGGCAUAGCUGGGAAGAAACUUCUCAAAGACCCAGACAAAGAUCGAGAAGCCCUCCUCCCCCAAUAAGGUCACAAGAAGACGAUGACUCUGAAGCUGAAACCGAUGAGUCGGAGGACGAAGCGAGUGCACUCACUCUACCUGACGAUGGCUGUCACCUAAGAGGCGAAGGUAAAUUUUACUCAUCUAUUCCUGCAAAAGAAGCUUUCAAGGAAGACGAUAGUUGGUUGGACGAGUUUGACGACUCAAAAUAUACCAUUUCAAAAGCAAUAUCUGCCAAAGAUGCAUUUAAAGAAGAUGACUCGUGGUUAAAUAGCGACGAUGAAUCUGAAUCACAGGCACCUCAUGAUGACGUACCAGUCAGAGAAAUAUCUAAAAAUAGUUCAUGGUCCAUGAAUGAUAUCAACUUGGAAGGUGAUUAUGAGGAACAAAACGACCUUCAUUCAAGCAGCAGUAAUGUAGUUGAAUAUCAAGAAGGCGUUGUAAAUGCAAGUUUGUUUAUGAAAAGAGAUAGUAGUGAAUUGAACCAAUCACGAGCAAUUUCAGCAAAAGAAGCAUUCAAGGAAGAUGAUUCUUGGUUGAAUAGUGAUGAUGAAACUGAGUACAGCCAUGCCAGAGCCAUUCCGGCAAGUGAAGCCUUUAAAGAGGAUGAUUCGUGGUUGAAUAGUGACGAUGAAACUGAGUUUAGCCAUGCCAGAGCCAUUCCGGCAAGUGAAGCUUUUAAAGAGGAUGAUUCGUGGUUGAAUAGCGACGAAGAAUCAGACUUUCAACCAUCUGAAGCCAUCCCAUCUAAAGAAGUUAAACAGGAUGGCUCAUGCCCGAACAGUGUUGCUGAAUCGAAGUUCAGUUCAACAGCAGCCAUUUCAGUUAAAGAAGCUUUUAAAGAAGAUGAUUCGUGGUUGGAAAUGGAAGGUUCUGAGAGUGAUGAAUCAAAGGGCGCUGAAGAAAGCGAAGAGGACAAUAGUGCACAAGAAGAAGGAGUCACUGAAAAGAAACAAGAUCAAACUUUAGGGCUGGAAGACGAAGAUGAUUCCGGCUAUAGUUCAGUGAAAAUUCUCAUGCAUAACGAACAUUCGGCCCCUAUAAGUUUGUCCGAAAAAGAAAACAUUGGCGAAUGCUCCUCUUUCCAUAAUAUUGCAAGCGAUGGUCAAAAUAUUGAUGCUAAAAAGAAAAGCUAUCGCUCGACGGAACAAGACAAUGGAAAUCGAAACGAAUGCAGAAUAAUCGACGAGGUAAGUACUUUGAGUAGGAAUAUUUUUGAGGACAGUGUAUUGCAUAUUGACAACAGCCAAGGAGGAAAGAACGUGUCUGGAAGUAAUUCUGAAAAAUCUUUAACAAACACAGACUUGAAGCUUGAUACUCUCGAGGGAACUUGUGGUCAAUGCCGAGCAAUAAAUUUCUCUCUAACACAAACCAGGGAUGGGAAAGGAGAUGGUUCUGAUAAGGAACUUGAAAAAUUCAAAUCUUUUAAAGACACAGAAUUUUUAAACCAGGGUCACGAUCAGAUACGACCCACUGAAAAGAAAGAACGUUCCGAUAGUGACAAAAAUACUGACGGCCUUACUGUUUCAGUGGAUGAAAAUUCUGUUGGGGACGAAAUUCAUACCGUAGGAGACAUUUCACAGUCAACGAUGCCUUCAAUCGUAGGUUCGAGUUUAGAAAAAUUAGGCGAGCCAGAUAGAAUGGCAGCAAUGCCUGUGGAGUUGUUCUCCAAAUGCAUCGACUUUAAAUUUGCCACAAAUUUUACUGGAGAGAAAGAAGUCACCACGGACUCAAUGAACUCCAUUAUGCUGAGUGCGAAUAGUUUAUUUCCAUCAGGCUCUCAAUUGUCAAUUCAUCCUGACAAUACCCGUUGCAACCAUACAUUGACCUCCCACGUAUUAGACAAUGGAUUUUUAGCAGAUUUAGCUAAGGGGCUAUCGAUGGAUGAUAUUGAUCCGAAUCCUUCAAGUUCUUUUUCAAGGAAUUGUGAUGACGAGUCAUCAGCCCUGUACAGGAUGUCGUCUACCACACACAAAGCACAGAGUUUGACAUUGAUCACUUCUUCGGAAAAUCGUCUCCCAAUUUUGAGUUCAGACUGUAGCUCAAAUGUCAGUGUUAGUAACCGGCCUCCAAAUUCGGUGGCAUUCAGAAAAGGGGGUUUUGGUUCAUUUAUGUUUAGUGAAAUGAUGACAAAAGACGAGAAUGACCACAAACUGUUAGAACGGACUAAAGGUUCAACAGAUUCCGAGUCAUGUUCAAAAGUAUGCCUCGUUUUAGAGCCUGAGGUUGUUCAACGAGUCCUCGUCAGAGUACCUGAGCCAUGUGACAGUUCACUAGAAGGAUCAGAUGGUGGCAAGUCACAUGUUGAAGCAUGUAAAGGUAUGCUGCAUGAAGACGAUCCUCGGGUGAACGAGUUAUUCGAUGAAAUUUUGAAGAAUUUUGGGGAUUUAUGUCCUGAUGAGAGCAGAGAAAAGUACGGCAUUUUUGGUUUUGAGCCAGGAACACAUUGCCACUCUUCUACAUUGCAUGAGCACCUCUUGAUAGCGGAUGUUUCUUCCCCUGCAGAUUCAUCUGCCACCAACAUGAACAAAAUUUCCAACGCGGGUCCAGCUUCUAAAAUCACACCUUUAGUGGACUUGACCGAUGAGCAGCCGGGCAAUCCUCAGAACAUCUAUGAGAAUACCAAGAUUGCUGAGAUUGGCAAUCAGGAAAAAAAUGAAGAAGCACACCAGGGUGCCCUAAAAUUUAUAUCCACGCCCCAAUAUCAAAUUGCAGUUAAUUCUGAAGUGGUCAAUGGGGCUUCAGCUCAUUCAAACACCCUCGAAACCGCAACAUACUCAAUACCAUCCAAACAAAUCGUAUUGCGAGAUGACUUUGAUUCAAUUCAACGUUUGCGCAAUGCCUCUCCGGAACAAAAAAAUGAAUCACAAUUAGAGAAACCCGAUUUUGCGAACCGGUUUGUCUUCAAGUUACUAUCAUCGAUGGACAAAGAAGCACCUCAACCGAGCCUACCUGAGGCUCAUGUACCUUCACUCAGCUCAGAAUUCGGCAACGAAGUUACGGGAGACGAGAGAGAACGAACUGAGCAAGAUUCAAGGGAUGGAGUAAAUUUUCUUAAUCGUGCACAUAGCGCUCAUGAACCUAUGAAAACUGACGUUGAAAAAUUUCCCUUAACUAAUAUGAAUAACGUAGAUUCUUGUGAAGAGAAGUAUCAAAGAGCCUUGCAGGAAACAAAGGAAAAGGACAAAUACGUCUCGGACAAGACGAGUCUGAAUACUGGUUUAGAUUCCAUACCGUCACAAAUGGUUGAACAAAAAGAAAUAGAACACCACGAUUAUGAAUCGACUUCUACGUUGUUACAGGGAUUGAGUAUAGAAGACGAAAUUCCACGAGUUUGCGAUCCAGUACAAAGUUUCAAACUUGAACAUUACCACGUUGAAACUGCGGUUGACUUUCCACUGCUGGAGCAGCCACAAGAAGCGAAGCUCAAUAAUGAGGUCCAAACCUCUAACGAAAGCCACGACUCCUUUUUGACGUCGUUCGUGUCGUUUUGUGUGAUUGUUCUGUUUCUCACAAGUUAUUUCAUCUUUAAAUGGUUUUCGUGAAUGCUGAUUUGCAUCGCUUGAUGAUAAUAAAAAUUAUUCCGUGGAAUUAGUGUCGAGAAAUAGUGAUGUGUCGUCGAUAUUUCAAGUUAUCCCGAAUAUAAUGAAAUGAUAUUUUUAGACCGUG